This is a messenger RNA of Lindgomyces ingoldianus, 895 nucleotides long. RefSeq lists its product as uncharacterized. The transcript is spliced from 3 exons. Gene Ontology annotation, cellular component: Mis6-Sim4 complex. The record is from RefSeq and is a predicted model, not a curated record. Lineage: Eukaryota; Fungi; Ascomycota; Dothideomycetes; Pleosporales; Lindgomycetaceae. Bases 44 to 817 code for a protein of 257 amino acids.
CAACAACAGUGGUAAACGCCAUUUUUCAUCGUUCAUACUUAAGAUGGCCCACAAUCCUACUGUCGCUGAGCGUAAGACCAAGUUUCUCCGCACCCAGGACCGCUUUCUUUCCCGCCGUAUUACGCCGAGUGAGAAAGCGAUCGAUGUCGCGAGACAAGCAGGUAUUCACGAUGGAGUGUUUAGAGAUGUUAUGACCAAAGUCAACCAAAAUCUGAAACGUCAUUCGAGGAUCGUGCACAACCUACAAGCUAUCAAUAGCAUUGUUCAGCAGAUAGAUGAUCUGUAUUGGAGCAGCGGCGCUGCGAGCCUCGACGAUGAUGCCGAAACUGCUACCGAUGCGGGAGGCGAGGAUAGUAACACUUUGUAUCAGGGAGAUGAUUUGACUGUGGACAAGAACAUCUCCAAGCUUCCUCCGAUAUGGGACACAUCUGCGGACCAUCUGGCUUCUGUUGGGAAUGAGGAUCAAAACGCGGGUCAGGAUGACUAUAUUGCCGUUGUAACCCGCCUUCAAGAUCUAUCUGCGAAACGUCUGACCAUACAGCAAAAACUCAACACCUACCGAGCCCUUCUCUCGCUUCUAGAUCCAUAUCGCAGCCCCCAGGAGAACGUGCAGCCAAACAUAGCCACCCAGAAAGGACCGCUGGUUCCAGAAUUAAUGAAGACCCGAACAUUCGCAAUUCGAGUAGCUGGAAGAAUCAGUGAGAGGUUUGGAGAUGUGCAAGUUUCUGCUACGGCAGAAGAAGAUGACGGUUCGGGUGUGGUUAUGGGUGAAGAUGACGGAAAGACCAAACUAGAAAAUAUUCUGUCCGGGUGGUAAGAGGUCAUAGACAGGGAUCAUAGCAUAAGGGGCUAUUUCAGGUACCUGCCUGGUGUUGCCAUUGCACAGGUUAGGCAU